Molecule: messenger RNA, 1020 nt
Organism: Aspergillus thermomutatus
Lineage: Eukaryota; Fungi; Ascomycota; Eurotiomycetes; Eurotiales; Aspergillaceae
Product: NAD(P)/FAD-dependent oxidoreductase
Exons: 3
Coding region: 1-1020 (339 amino acids)
Molecular function (GO): oxidoreductase activity
Source: RefSeq, a predicted model, not a curated record
AUGGCACUCUCGACAACCAUGUACGACGCACUGAUCGUUGGCUCCGGUCCCGCGGGUCUCUCUGUGGCCUUGGGACUGAGUCGCACGCAUCGGCGAGCCGCCGUCUUCACCAAGCCUGAUGGAGCAGGGUUUCGGAAUGAAGGCGCUGCUGAGAUGCACAAUGUCAUUUCGCGAGACGGCAUUCCUCCCACGGAAUUCCGCAGCAUCGCGAAAGAACAGAUCAUGAGGUAUGGUACAGUGGAUUUCAUCAAUGCAGAGAUUGUGGGCAUGCACAAGGCAAGCAUGGAGGGCGAAGGCUCCAUGGAGACGUUCCAGGUCACGGCGAGUGAUGGGCGACGUUGGACCGGGCGAAAAUUGGCCUUGGCGAUGGGGUCUGUCGAGGUGUUCCCGGACAUCGAGGGCUACAAGGAGAAUUGGCCUGAGAACAUUUUCCAAUGUUUCUUCUGCGACGGCGAUGAACGAUCCCAUCUCCCCGGUGGCAUACUGACAUUCCCCAACCCGAUGUAUGCGCAUAUGGCGCAGAUGAUGCACCUACUUGUUACCGAGACCUCGGGCCCAGUGACAGUCUUCACUGACGGACCUGUACCGGACAAUGAGGCUAUGAGUGCAGCAAUGCAGAAGAUUGAAGCGCUCAAGUGCAAGGUAGAGACUGGGAAGAUCAUUCGCCUAGUUCCCGCGACGGGACCCGACGUGGGUGUCACAGUCGUUAUAGAGGGCGGGAAAGAGUACAAGAUGGGGUAUCUGGGACACAAACCACACACGGUUGUCGCCGGAGCUGAUAUGGUAAGGAAGCUGGGCGUCGAGAUUGAGGAUCACCCGAUUAUGGGGCAGAAUAUCAAAGUGGUUGACCCUCUGUGCUCAACCAAUGUCAGGGGCGUCUUCGUUGCCGGUGAUGCUGGCACCCCGAUGAAGGCAGUCGCCAACGCUAUCGGCAGUGGAGCGACUGUCGCGGCCGGCAUUGUGCAGCAGUUGAUCGCGGAGGACAUGGAGAUUCUUCUGGCGAAGAAAAGUUCCGCAUGA